Messenger RNA from Dromaius novaehollandiae (emu), 3160 nucleotides. RefSeq names its product protein O-fucosyltransferase 2 (gene POFUT2). Bases 1 to 1392 code for a protein of 463 amino acids. The transcript is spliced from 9 exons. Gene Ontology annotation, biological process: protein O-linked glycosylation via fucose. Gene Ontology annotation, molecular function: peptide-O-fucosyltransferase activity. NCBI's taxonomy places the organism in Eukaryota, Metazoa, Chordata, Aves, Casuariiformes, Dromaiidae. The record is from RefSeq and is a predicted model, not a curated record.
AUGUCGCGAGGGGCCGGGCCGGCGCCGGGGCCGCCCCGGACGUGGCGCCGCGCGGCCAUGGCGGCGCCCAGCCGCCGCGUCCUGUGGCCGCCGCUGCUGCUGCUGCUGCUGGGCCUGGCGGCGCUCGUGCACCCGCCGCCAACGGCUGCCCAACGGCCGCCAACGGCCGCUGCCUUCCGUGCGGGCCACGGCGCUGCCGCGCUGCCCGCCACCGCUGCUGCGCCACGCACCCGAUACCUUUUGUAUGACGUAAAUCCUCCCGAAGGGUUCAACCUUCGCAGAGAUGUCUAUAUUCGCAUUGUGUCGCUGCUGAAGACCUUGCUGAAAAGUGAAAAUUGGGUGUUAGUUCUGCCUCCUUGGGGACGACUUUAUCACUGGCAGAGUCCUGACAUCCUUCAGGUCCGAAUCCCCUGGUCUGCGUUUUUUGAUCUCCCAAGCCUCAAUAAAAACAUCCCCGUCAUUGAAUAUGAGCAGUUCAUUGCAGAGUCAGGCGGGCCCUUUAUUGAACAGGUAUAUGUCCUACAAGGCUACGCAGAAGGAUGGAAAGAAGGAACAUGGGAAGAGAAAAUAGAUGAAAGGCCUUGCAUUGACCAGCUUAUGUAUUCCAAAGACAGACACGAAUACUACAGGGGAUGGUUCUGGGGUUAUGAGGAAACACGGGGCCUAAACGUCUCUUGUUUGUCUGUCCAAGGAUGUGCCUCUAUUGUGGCUCCCAUCCUUUUGAAGAACACUUCAGCCCAGUCAGUGAUGUUAGACAGAGCUGAAAACCUUCUUCAUGACCACUACGGAGGGAAAGAUUAUUGGAAUACCCGUCGGAGCAUGGUGUUUGCUAAACACCUCCGUGUGGUGGGAGAUGAGUUCAGAAACAAAUACCUUCAAUCCACAGAUGAAGCAGACAGGACUCAUUACAAUGAGGACUGGACACAGAUGAAGGUUAAGACAGGCACAGCUCUAGGUGGUCCAUACCUUGGAGUUCAUCUCAGAAGAAAAGACUUCAUCUGGGGUCACAGAGAAGACGUGCCUACCCUGCAAGGAGCGGUGAAGAAAAUCCGCAGCCUCUUGGACAUGCAUAAACUUGAAAAAGUUUUCCUGGCCACUGAUGCUGUUGAGGAGGAGGUUGAAUUGCUCAAGAAACUGCUGCCUGAGAUGGUGAGGUUUGAACCCACUUGGGAGGAGCUAGAACUCUACAAAGAUGGAGGGAUGGCUGUGAUUGACCAGUGGAUCUGUGCACAUGCAAGGUAUUUUAUAGGCACCUCAGUUUCAACAUUUUCCUUCCGGAUCCAUGAGGAAAGGGAGAUCUUGGGAUUUGAUCCAAAAACAACUUACAACCGAUUUUGUGGUGAGAAAGAAAAAACCUGUGAGCAGCCAACUCACUGGAAAAUUGUCUACUAAUAUGCAAAGAAAUUCAAGGACUUCAGUACUGGUGAGCGCAAAAGAAUAAAGAAAGACUACAGGGAGAUAUAUACCUUUGACCAAACUACAACUCAGUCCUCUCCCCUUUUCUCAGUGUUUAUCUGACAUUUGCGUUUUGAAGCACAAGCAAUAUUCAUCUUCUUAGCCAGGUACUGAGGGGACCAAAGAAAACGAAGACACCCUAGGAUUCACUUGUUGGCGUAACUAGGAUUACAGGACAAUCCUAGGCACUACAGUUGAGAACUGAAAAGCCAGACUUUGUCCUAAAACUGAGUAACAAAUGAAGUAAAUCAAGGUUUUCCUUUGAAGUUGUGGAGAAAAGGAAAAGAGUUUAACUUUUAUAACUGUAACACAGCUGUGGUCUGUAUAGCAUUUCUGUCUUUACCUGGUUAUUUUUUGUUCAGGUCAGCGCUUGCCUCUCUAUUCACAAAAUGUGUGGUUUGCUUUUGGUCCCUGCACUAUGUAAGCUGCAUAUUGUGCGUAAAGUCUGCAGUUCCCUGGGGAAAUCUUCCCUUUUUAGGCAGUAAUUGGUGAACAUUCAAACUGUCCAAUGCAAUCAGUGCUCAAUAAAAGAAGAGGAGGUGAUAUUUCUACAUGAGCACUGAGCUCUUCUAAUAAUAGUCUUAGUGGGACAGUCCAUGCUGAGAGAGGCACGAAGAUUGGGUUUGUAGGGUGGUGAAAGAAAGCUUAUGUUUCCUCUUAUGUUUUAUCUUAACAUAAGAAGCUUUUUCCCAUCUUCUUCCCAAGGAUCCAUUUCGUUGGACUAAUGGAAAUGUCAGUAUCCUUUUGGGGUAUUUUGCCACUCAAUUAAGUGAGUUCUUGGCAAUGAUGCUUGGCUAGAAAACAUGUUCAAAGGCCUUUCAAGCUUCCAUGUCAGUUAAACUGAUCAUCCUAGUAAAUCAGCAAAUGAAUUUUCCACAUUUAAAUUUUUACUUUUAACAAGGAAGCAAACCGAGGAAAAUGACAGAUAAGAGGUCUUCGGACCCUGAAAUAAUGUAUUUAAGCCUAGCAGAUGCUCCAUGUCCCGUUGCAGUCUCUCAUGGGGUCAGCUGGUCAGUGGUAUAUGGGAAGAACACUGUGCAGGUAAGUUCUACACUACCAGCAGAAGGGAAAGUGCAGUGCCUAUUAGAGAAAGGUUUUGUAAAUACCAGAUCUAGCUCUUACAGUCUCUUGCUAUUCAGAAUUUGCCUCUGGGCGGUAUUUGGCUCCAUUUGGUGCUUCAAAUGGGUCUUUUGCCUUGCAAAUCUACGUGGCUCUGUUAUCCAUGAGAAGCUUUUUCAGGAGUGAACUAGGAGAGACAUUUCAAGCAGACAUGUGAAGCAGCUAUUUCUCCUUCAGAUCAGUUUUACCAGAAUACCUUCCUGUUAGGGGUCCCUUUACUUGCUCUUUCCUCUUGUCUUGAGUAGGAAUAUAAAUAACCCACCUGCACUGUGCACUGUAUAUUUCAUAGAUGCUCCCAGACGAUGAGGUUGUUUCCUCCUGUGCAACUGCAGCAAAAGCUGUGAAGACACUUCAGACAGUGAGUAGUAUCAGCUCUCCUGUUCUUACCAGCUGCUUAUUUUAUCUCUGUAGAGCAAACGAGUCUCUCUCGUGCCGAAAUGGAGAGCCCAGCAUUUCAAAGCAGUGCCUUUUCCCACUGAGUCGGAUGUUCUCAUUUAGCCUGUGUGCCAUGUAAAGUGAGGAUGGCAUUUUACAUAUAAUGUAUACCUCAGUUCAUUAAGGAAAUAAAAAGCUUUGUAGCGUUUUA